This is a messenger RNA of Diorhabda carinulata, 944 nucleotides long. RefSeq lists its product as uncharacterized. The coding region runs from base 192 to 554 and encodes 120 amino acids. The record is from RefSeq and is a predicted model, not a curated record. The transcript has 2 exons. Lineage: Eukaryota; Metazoa; Arthropoda; Insecta; Coleoptera; Chrysomelidae.
ACAAUCUGCGCUUGUUAGUCCGAUUUAAAUAAUCAUCGUUGGUGCUGUCAAACUCAUUCUUACCUUAGAUCGCGAACGAAACACAAACAUUGAUAAACUGUCAAUAUUUUUGUCGUUUUUUUUCUAAAUUUCUGCACUGGAGCCUCCGAAAAAAUUUCUUAUUGUGUCAAAUUGGUUAGAUGUAAAUCGAAAUGAAUUUUUUAGUGAAAGUGAUGGACGGCAUAAUCUUGCAAAUUUUGUGGAUUGGUUAUGUCAUUUACAAGAGUUUGUGCCCAGAGAAAAAGAUUGAACGGUCUACGUGUCUACCGCAAGGUGAUGGCAAAGACAAACGACAUUUUAUCCAUCUUUAUACUACCACAUCCACGAAUGGAAAACCUGUGUGUUACAUGGAUGUCUAUAAGAUUUAUUCCGCAUCCGAAGAGGAACACCUGAGAAGCGUUUGUUCCAAAGGCGUCCCCAAUAAAACCUAUUUCAAGCACAAACAAAGACUGUUAGCUAACGAUAAAUCAUGUAUACCCGAAGAAUGGAAAGAUUAUUCCAUUAUGGCUAUUUGAACAAAACAAUAUGACACGGAACUUGUAUCUCUUCUUGAAUGAGUAGGUUGCAAUAAUAUGAAUACUGUAAUCGCAUAAGUUUAUGUACGGAAUGUUUAUCGUACAAAAAAUUGUAUUUUUGCGAAGUAUGCAAGCGUUAAAUAACGCCACAUUAAAAAAUAAAUAACAAAGUCAAUUGAAAAUGAAAGUAGAUAUUAAAUUGAAGUUGAAACUAACAAUUUGCUUGUAAACUUCUCAAAAAUUGUGCUAAGUAACCUCGAUUACACCAUUUUGACAAUGCUUAUCAAUCACGAGGAAACGGCGAAUAUGUAAAUAGUUUAUUAUUAAAACGUGACUGAUUAGUGAUAACCAUGACUCUGUUUUUAUAUAAAAUAUAUUUAUAAAAAAGAC